Messenger RNA from Diaporthe citri, 1740 nucleotides. RefSeq lists its product as uncharacterized. Bases 1 to 1740 code for a protein of 579 amino acids. The record is from RefSeq and is a predicted model, not a curated record. Lineage: Eukaryota; Fungi; Ascomycota; Sordariomycetes; Diaporthales; Diaporthaceae. The transcript has 2 exons.
AUGAUACUCUUUGCGAAAAUGGAGUACUUCCCGCUGAGUGAGAGGCCGAAGGCUGUGCCUAACGUGUUGGGCAUAUACCUCUUGCAUGGAAUCCGCACUCAGAGUCAAGAUCCAGUCAAGGAUCCCCGCUAUGUUGGUCAAGCUGCGAGCAUGUCAAUUAAUGCCUCAGGUGCUGUUGGCAUCCGACUUCGAGGAGAACAGCACUGUACCUCAGUCAAGUCAUGCAAAUGCGGCCUUAAGACUGUGAAGCGAGCAUUGCAUGUCCACAAGCGACUUUCGAAGACUGAUAUUACCGGAAUAGAGAUAACAGUGCUGUCUCUGUUCCCGUAUCCUGUUCCGCAGCUUGGCGAAGAAGCACAGCGUCACUUCCUGUCAAUCCUCACGCUCGCUGAGACAGUUGGUAUGAUCCUUGUCGACACUAUGAGCCAACUGGAGGGCCAAGAAUACAGCCUACGGGUUGGUUCCAAAGAAGGGUUCGCAGCACUAAGGCCGGCCGGCGUGCCUCGAAGAUUUCAUGAAGGCCUGAACUGCGCACUCCCUCUCACACAGGGGAACAACAAAAUGAAAGGGCUUUCGUAUUGUGCUUCCUGGUCUCCUCCAGAGGUAGCAGUCUUCAUUCAGACUGUGAAGGAACACGAACAUGAUGUCUAUGUACAUGGGGCAAAAGGCACGACUUGCGUCCAGUUCAACUUCCUGGUGUCACAACUGCAGCUCGGCGGACUACACAAAACCACGGCUGAAGUUGUGACUCUGUACCGAGCACUGGCGGAGAAUCCAAACUCAGGGUUCAUCUCGAGGCAAUCCAGCAGAUGGCGAAGCGUAUGGGCUCAAGUCUACGGGGUGAAGCAUCAUUUGGAGAAGUCGCAACUUGUAAUGGACCCUUUGGAUUCGAACGAUCUGUUCUACCAUAUCCCACGGCUCGAAGACGGUCACAAAACAUCAUACGACUUUCGUGAACUGUUGAAAACAACUGGCAAGAUCGUGGAUCCAUCUCGCUCCGAUCCCUUACCGCCGUGGACGUAUGUGCGAUCAAGCCAAGACUCUCAAGUUGGUUCUCAGGCAGGAAUCAGGGCCAACUCUCUUGAUCCCUUGAACAGCUCAGACUCGUUGGGCAACGAGAAUCAGGAAACCCGGGGCUUGCAUAAGGUUUCUAUUCGUCAUUAUGAGUGGCCGUCGGAAGCAAGCCGAUACAAGACCGUUGCUGCCAGCCAAGACUUACUGGCUGUCACAGCUCUGAAUGAGGAGAAGCAGACUCCCUCCAUCAUCAAGGUCGGUGCCAACUACAUAUCACCUUGCGGAAUGGCCCAGUAUCGGACGUCAACACUCCGCAUUUUGGCAAGACUGAUGCGUGACCACCACGAGAGUCAGUACGAUGGUCUUGGUGGGUCCAACUCCGGGGACUCUUCGAUUUGGACAGGUCUCUUCAUCGAGUUGAGUGAAUCAUGGCGUGCUACAAGCUCAGCCGAUUUAAAGCACCGUUUCAGCUGGGUAUUGGAACUUCUCAGGACAGGGAGCUUGCCUGCCCAGGCUGAGCUCGCCUCUCAGAUCCUGCAGAAGAGGCUCUCUGGAAGUGUUUUCCUUCAGCAAACGCAUCCGUACAACUACAAGACCCGAUGCUCAACUCGCAAGUUCCUAAACCCAGAUCUGUCCCCCGAGUUGACGAGGGCAUUCUUCUUAGCAAAUAACGCCUUGGCAGAUGUGGAAAGGGACAUACAAGAGCAUGGACGGACAUACCAUUAA